Messenger RNA from Cherax quadricarinatus, 555 nucleotides. The record is from RefSeq and is a predicted model, not a curated record. NCBI's taxonomy places the organism in Eukaryota, Metazoa, Arthropoda, Malacostraca, Decapoda, Parastacidae.
ACCACUCCCUAGCCUCAGUUGCUAGCCCGCCACAGUCACCGUCGGAGUUUCAACUACCGUGCUCUCCUUCUGCAACACUUUCAUUCCCAAGGAUAUUAAUCGCAUCGAAGGUGUGACUGAAGGAAUCAGGACAUUACAACUUUUACCGAAACGGGACAAAGUCUCCGAGCCAAAAGGAACUGAAGGAGACCCAGAGGAAGGGCUGGUUACUGCAUAAACCGGAGUUUUCGGGUUUUAUCUGUAGGCGACGAUGACGGCGGACGUGCAGGUGCAAGAGGAAGUGGUUCGAAGGGUAAUGGCCAUGACGCAGGUAGAUCGGGACGGUCUGCGGGAUGCCUACAGUGACGUGCGUGACGACAAGUCUGAGUGUAACUGGGCAGUGUUCAAGUAUGAUGGGAGCCAAGUCAUAGUGUCUGCAAAGGGCGAGACAUUUGAUGACUUUAAAGCACAGUUUGGUGACGAUGAGAGAGCUUUUGCAUACAUUCGCCUGCAGACCGGAGACGAGAUGAAACAAGGGGGUCAAAGUUCCUAUUGGUGACCUGGGUAGGGACGAGG